UGCUAUGGCUGCUCGAGGGCCGUAUGAGAUAGGUGGCAAAUGUUGCAGUGGCUCAGUUUAUCCCCAGAGCAUCCUCUACCAAAUCCUCAACAAUGAAGAGCGAUGGAAGGAAGAAUGGCACCCCCAGCAUUCCCCCCUUCCCUUUCCGUUUCCAAAUAUUGGCUGCCCGUGUGAGGUAAACCGAAGAGUCAUCCUGAAAAUGCCGGGCGUCACCUGCAACAGAGCAUCAGAGGUGCUUCUGAAAACUAUCACUUUCAUAAGAAAGCUGCCUUCUUUUUUUCAGUUGCCCCUGGAGGACCAGAUCCUCUUGAUACGACAGGGCUGGGCACCCCUCUUCCUACUGGGUUUGGCUCAAGAACGGGUGGACUUUGAACUCUUAGAGACCUCAGUCCCCAGCCUCUUGAAAGCAGUCCUCCUUAAUCAGUCUCCUGCAGGUGAAUACCACUUAAAACCGGAGAACUCUCCUUUAGGAGCAUCACUAGCAGAAGUUCAGAAGAUUAAGGAUUUCUUGGGGAAGUUCUGGAAUGCAGACAUUUGUGCAAAAGAAUAUGCCUAUCUUAAAGGAAUUGUUCUAUUUAAUCCUGACCUCCACGACUUAAAAUACCACCAUUAUGUCCAGGCCCUUCAACAGGAAGCUCAGCACACUCUGGUAGAGUUUGUCUCAAUGACUCAUAGCAGAAGCAGGAGGAGAUACGUUUGGAUGUUGGAAUUGCUUGGUUUUCUGAGGACCUUCAGCCCAGAUACCAUUGGAGAACUCUUCUUCAAACCCAUCUUGGGUGAUGUCGACUUAAACACCUUACUUCUGGAAACACUUUACACCAAACAGGACCUUAUUUGACAUCUGAUGAGACAUCACAGAAGACCAGGACUAUCAUCAAAAGGGGCAGGUUCCCCAGAACAAUAGGAAAUCUUGCUUUCUGUGCAUUGGAAUCUGUCUCCUCCCCAUAGCUGCCAAGUUUUCCCUUUUCUCGCGAGGAAGCCUAUUCAGCAUAAUGGAAAAUCCAUUAAAAAAAGGGAUAACUUGGGAGCUAUGCUCCUCCCCUGUGGAGAACCCCAACACACUGUAGGACUC
Molecule: messenger RNA, 1072 nt
Organism: Zootoca vivipara (common lizard)
Lineage: Eukaryota; Metazoa; Chordata; Lepidosauria; Squamata; Lacertidae
Product: nuclear receptor subfamily 0 group B member 2-like
Biological process (GO): negative regulation of transcription by RNA polymerase II
Cellular component (GO): nucleus; cytoplasm
Molecular function (GO): transcription corepressor activity; transcription factor binding
Source: RefSeq, a predicted model, not a curated record